Molecule: messenger RNA, 16073 nt
Organism: Closterium sp. NIES-65
Lineage: Eukaryota; Viridiplantae; Streptophyta; Zygnematophyceae; Desmidiales; Closteriaceae
Source: the annotation of a GenBank genome assembly
AUGCGCAGACAUCCAGGUCCUCCGCCUUAUGGUCCGCGUCGCGCAGGAUCCGCCGCGCCCGCUGGCGCGCACGCUGGCGCGCACGGCUAUGGUGGCGGACAGGGCUACACUGGCGGCGGCGGAAGCAGCGGUUAUGGCGGACACGGGUACACGGGGGGAGGCGGUGGCGCAGCUAGGGGCCCGCGCGGAGGCAGGUCGCCGUAUGCGCAGCAUCCUUCCGCGCAACCGCCCGCCGUGCAAGCUCCCCCAGCGGCGCAAGCAACUCCCCCGCCUCCCCCUCCGCCAGCCCCCGUGAACCCCGCCGUGGCGGAUGCCGGCGCGCGGGCUGUGCGGUGGCUUGAGGAGGCAGCGGAGGGAAUCGGCGCUGACGUGGCGUUGCGCGGAGCGGCCAGCGAUUCUGGAGCCACCAGUCGUUUCUUGACAGCUGGUGGCGAUGGAUUGCCUCAAGAGGUGCAGUCCAUAAGCCGAGUGGCGUCGCUACUCCAGUCGCCCAUGGCAUCUCAAUUGCUCGCCUGGGAGCCCACAGCCAGUCGCAUCUGGAUGCUGCUCGAACGCCUGCUCGCACACAGGGAUGCGGUCAUCCAAUCAGCAGCUGCUUCUGCCAUUGGCGUUGCAGCGGCGGUGCGCCUCCCGUCCGAAUCGACCCCUCUUUCUCCAGGCGCUGCAGCUCUGCCAGCUGUCGCCGUCUCAUUUGCAGGAGCGGAGCGUCUCUUUGCGUGGGCCCUCCCCCAGCUCACAGAUCCCAAUGCUGACGUGGCAAACACGCGCCUCGCCCUGCUGGCAGCUGCCCCCUUCUGCCAGCUGGCACCCGCGCCUUUGCCAGAUCCGAACUCAGCCCCAGCUGCUGCUGCACCGGCAGGAGCAAAUGCAGCAGCAGCAGCAGCGACGGCAGCAGCAGCGACGGCAGCAGCAGCGGCGUCAUCAUCAGCAGCAGCAGCGGCGGCAUCAUCAGCAGCAGCAGCGGCGGCAUCAGAGCCAUACGUCUCCAGCUGUGUGCUGGCCUGUCAGGGCCUGCUAGAGGACGAAGGAACGCCGCCCACGCUCCUCCCGCCCAUCCUCUCCGUCCUCGUCGCCGUCGCAGAGCGCUUUCCCGGAACCUUCCUGCAGCAGUUUGAAGAAAUCAUAGACCUGCUGCUGGGGUGGGCCAUGGAGCCGUCAGUUUUGCCGGCUAGCCGGCAGCUUAUCGGCGGCUGUUUCUUGCGGUUUGGCCGGCAGUGGCGGGAGAAGGGAUCAUUCACUCGAAACGUGCUGCUGAAAUUGGUGGGAGAUAUUGAAACGGAGGUGAAAGCAGGUAACGGGGCGGGUGAUAGUGGUUCUGCUGGUGUUGCUUCUGGGGCUGUCGGUACUGCAGGAGGUUCUGGCAGUAGUGUUGGUGGGGGAAGGAGCAGGGCAGCAGCAGCAGCAGCAGCAGCAGCAGCAGCAGCGGCAGCGGCAGCGGCAGAAGAGGCAGACGCUUCGGAUGCUCGCUUGGCCGCGCUGACUUUGUCUUUUAGUGCCGUUCUGGGCGGCGUGACAGGCUGGCGAGGUGUCCCUAGUGCCAGCACUCGUAGCGGGGCUGUUGGGGGAAGUGUGAGUGGCACGGUUAUUGGGAAUGCAGCAGUUACGCGCGGGAAUGCGGUUGGGAGAGAGGAUGAAUCAUGGCGGCAGGUGGUUCCUUUGGAGAGCCUGUUCCGGCGCUGGCUGGUGCUGCUGCGAGAUCUCCUGCAGGUGGACAUUCAGGUGGAUUCUCAGGUGGAGGGAGGAGAUGGUGGGACAGCAGAGCCAGUGGCAGCAGUGGGGGCGAGGGCAGCAGCAGGAGGGGGAGUAGCAGGAGGGGGAGCAGCAGGAGGGGGAGUAGCAGGAGGGGGAGCAGCAGGAGGGGGAGUAGCAGAAGGUGGAGCAGCAGGAGGGGGAGGGCAGGUGAGGAGGGUGCCAGUGGGGAGAGCAGGGGUGGCACGGGUGGCAUGGGUGGCGGAGUGGUGGGCUGUGCUGCCUAUCUUUGUCUGGGCACUUUGUGUUGGUGGUAACCACGCGCAGUUGUGGAAAGGGAAGGUACAGCAGCACCAGGAGCAGCACCAAGAGGCGCUGCCUCGUUUCUCUCCUGUUGGGCAGUUUCUAAGAAGCUUCUAUGUGCCAGCUGUCGCCCCUCUCCUGAACGCCGUCGCCAGCACGCGCCUCUUCCCGCCGCCCGCCCUCGCGGCCGUGCUGCGCUGCCACCUGGCGGCGCUUGAUUCGCUGCGCGGGCUCUGUGUGACGGAGCUGCAGGCUCAACUGGCGGAGGUGGUAUCUGUCAAGUGCAACACAGGAGAUCAGCGAGGCCAACAGCAGCAGCAGCUGCAGGGAAGAGAAGAAGACCUUACGACAGGAGUACGAAACGCAGGAGCCGGAAAAGAAGGAGAUGGGAAAGACGUUUUGCCCAAAAGUUCCUUUGCAGCAGACCCCCUGGCUGCAGCCUUCUCUGCGCUCCUCUUUGCCCGCCCCUAUGCCCCGCUCCCUCUCCUCCGCCUGCACCCCCACCCUGCUGUCACCUCCGCUGCAGCCGACACCCUCCUCUCCCUCCUCGCCUUCCCUCCUCUCGCACUCCUUUCCUCUACCUCAGUCAUCCUUCCCGUCGCCCCUUCUUUGCCGUCCUUCCCCCGUUCCUCCUACUCCCUCCCCUGCUCCCCCCUGUCAGUGCCGCUCGCCUUCCUGCUGGCAGAGAUGCGAGACUGCUACCGCUGUGUCAUUCCCACCACACACUGCAGCAGCACUGGUAACCAGGCGACUGGUGGGGUUGCUGGCGAGGGGGCAACCGGGGCAGGAAAGCAGCAGAGGAAGAAGAGGAGAAGGGCCGUUCACCCACGGGGCUAUCGUGCCCUCUUUGACUGGUCACCCAACUCCGCGCUGGAAGGCUGGUGCAGGCAGCAUGGCUCCCACCUAUUUCCGUCUGCUGCUGACGUGGCGGAGUGGGAUUGGACGGUGGAGGAAGCGGAAGCGCUCCUGCGGUUUGACCUGGUGGCUCUGUCCUCGGGGUUGACCCGCGGCGCUCUGCUGUGCGCCGACAGCAUGAGAUUUGAUGCAGCAGCACCAUCACCAUCACCGUCAGCACCAGCAGCAGCAGUGCGGCUCCAGCAGAAAAUGGCAGAAGGAAUCUCCUCGCUGCUCUGUGCACUUGUUUCAGACUUCCGCCACUGGACCCACCGCCUCUGGCCACUCCCGCGCUGCCAGGUGGCGGCGUUUCACGGGCUGAGGUCCGCCUCUCAGGCAGCAUUCCGAGGCGAGUGCAUGCUGCUGGGGUUUGAUGCGGCAACUAUCGCAAGCACAUCCGUUAUUGUCACAGCCACUACAGCUGGAGCCACCGCCACAAGUGCUUUCCCAUGUGCACCUGUUACUGCCGGCGUUGGAAAUGCUUCUUCUGCGGAAUCAGAGAGUACAAGCGCUGAGAUCGGUACCACUAAGGAUGGCACUGGCAAGUCUCUGAUUGGGGGGAGGAUUAGGAGCAGCACCAGAGGUGCAUCUGCAGCUGCUCUUGUGCUUGCUGAGCUGGCGCUUAGCUGGCGUGACGUGGCGUGGGCAUUGCAGGAGGGCGACUCCUGUGCUGGUCUGAAGCUGGAGGCUCUGGCAUGGCUUCGACAGAUAUCUGAGUCAGCAAUGGCUGAGUCAGCGUUGUCUGAGUCAGUAGCAACACAAGCACCUACAGCAGGAGGAACAGCAUCACAAGCGGCAGCAUUCACACAGUCACUUCUCCACUCAAUCGUCCCCCUUUCCCUCCCCACCAUCCCUCCACGCCUCCUCCUCUCUCUCACCUCCUCUCUCCUCCACCCUUCUCUCUCCAUCCGGCUGGCAGCAGCUGACAGCUUGUCGCUUCUCGCAGCCACAGGGGCGCUCUUUGGCCGGCAAGCUUUGUCUGUAGCGCAAGUGGCGCUGUUCCUGGCGGGCGGCGAUCACGAUUCCGCCAUCCGCAAGGCAAUGCAGGAGUUGCUUCAGAAGGCGCUGCUCUCUGCUGCUGUCUCCCCCACUGUCCCCCGUCCUCUCCCCCUCUCUCCUCUCCGUCCCCUCACUCCCUCUUGCUCUUCUCUCACCUCUCCUCUUCUUACUAUCUCCUCUCCGUCUCUUGUUUCUGAACCACCUGAGAUUCUUCGUGGGCCGUCUUCAGGUGAAGCAUGGCUCCUGAAAGCUGCGGUUUCAGGUGAAUUGCCAGUCCACCUGGCGUCGGCGUCAGGUGAUUUGCCGCUCAAGCCACAUCAGCUCGUGGGGGUUCUCAACCUGCUCUCCCGCAAGCAGUCCACGUCAGCACCGCCGCCGCAUCCUGAUUGGCUGCUGCGGAUCCUGCUCACCCUCCCAUCCUCUCCUCCCUCCACUUCCUCUCUCCCCUCACCUCCUACUGCUUCUUCUCAAACCAUAUCAGCAGCAGCAACAGCAUCAAUUGAAGCAGAAGCAGCAGAUGGAGAGCUGGACAGCUGGCGCCAGCUGGCGGCGGUGAACGGUGAGCUGGCGCUGAGGUGGCUGGUCCAGCUGGCGGCGCGGCAGUGCAUGAGCGGGCGGCUGCGCACGCAUUACGGGGGGGCAUCUGCCACGUUUGCAGCCUUUGAACGGAAUCUCUCUGACGCCACCAAUCCCACUGUCGCCCGCCUGCCCCUGCUGCCCGAAGGGGUGGUGGUGGUGGUGCCAGGGAAGGGAGGGACUCGAAGAGGAGGGAAAGAAGCCUCGGCUUCAGCUUUGGGCCGAACCAGCUCAGCAGGUUCGGGUGGAGCUGGUUUGGCAGGUGGAUAUGGGAGUAGUUCCUCAGCUUCAUCCCCUCAACUGUCCCUCUCUUCCUCUCCCUCUCUCUCAUCUUUCCCUGCUCCCUCGCUCUCCUCCUUCCCAGCCCCAUCCACCUCCUCUUUCACUCUCCUCUCCUCCUCCUCCGCUUCCCCCUCCCUCUCCACCUCCGCCUCUCCCCCUACCCCGCCCAACCUCCCCCCUCCUCUCCCUCCCAUCUGCACCGGUGCUGAGCUGGCACUCGACCCCGAAGCGCCACGUCAGCACGAGCUGGCGCUGAUUUCCCUCCUCGAUUUCAUGGAGGCUUUAGAACGGCAGGUCCAGUCAGCAACGGAGGGCAACUCCUUCACACCCCCACCCUCCAACCCUAACAGCCUCGGGUUUUUCCGAGCCAACAGGCGCGUGUGCGAGGAGUGGUUCGGAAGGUUUCGGGAAGGACUGGUGCAUUUGGCGCUGGGCGUGGGGCGGAAUGGAGCUGUGGUUUUCCAUGCAGGGAAGAAACUAGGGGAGCUUAAGUGCCCUGUAGAAGUGAGGGAGUGGGAGUGGGAGUGGGACGAGGAUGGGGAUGGGGACGGGGAGGGGGAGCGGCAGCAGCUGCUGCAGCAGUUUCAGCAGCAGCAAGGGUGGGCCAGCUCAGCAACAGAUGUCGCUCACGCGGUGCGCCACCUGGCAUUCGGUCUGUGCCAGUCCCGCAAUCCAGAUGCGAUUGCUGGGCUGAGGGAGUGGCUUCAGGUGCUCGUGCGGUCGCUGCCACACCCUCCUGGCUCUGCUCCUGCUAACGCAAGAACAGCAGCAACCGCAGCAUCAGGAGGAGGAGCAGCCGAGCUUCUACAGAAACAUGUGUGGCUCUUGAAGGGGAUGGAGCUGGAGGCAGAUGGAAGGUUUGAGGAAGCUGCCGAGCAUUACAGAGGAGCGAUGGAGACAGGAAGAGUUGGUGAUAGUGGUAGUGGUGCUGGUGGUGAUGAUGGUGGGGUAAGAGGAACAAAGGCGACGGGGGUGGUGGAGAAGAGUGGGUUGGGGCGAGCGGGGCAGUUAGGAGCCGAAGAAAAGGAGGGACAGGGAGGGGGAGAGGGGGAGGGCGAGGGGUGUGUGAUGGGUGCGCGGCUGAUAGACGUAUACAGCGCUGUGGGGGACUUGGAGCAGCUGCAGGCGUUCCUCAAGGUGCUGCUGGGUGCUGCUGGGUGCUCUGCUCUCUUCUUUGCUGCCAAUCCUCUCAGCCAAUCAGCUGAAGCUGCCACAUCAGCGUGCCUUCAUUACCAGCAGGAUCUGUCAUCAGCUCUCUCCCUCGCAUGCUUCGACCCGCUCCUCCUCAACCCCAACCCCAACCCCAACCCUUCUGCGGACAACCUUCUUGCUGGGAGCGCGGAUUUGGGAAGAGCAGCCCACCGAGCCCCACCUUUGCUGCUGCCGCCGCCGCUGCUGUCAGCGCUGGGUCGGCCUCUGUUGUCUCUAUCCGCAGAGGGCUAUCCCGUGAACCCAGCAGCAGCCAUGCCACUGGCGCUAGCAGCACUGGAAUGCUCUCUCCUGCAGGGCACACUAGUAGGACUGUCCAACACACGGGAGCAGCACCCCCAUUUUGAGGCGCCUCAACAGUACAACGCACCGGAGCAGCAGAACAAAUCACAGCAGCAGCAGCAGCAGCAGCAGAAGCAGCACAGGGAUGGGAAUCGUCAGCUCCACAUACACAACCUGUUUGGUUCCAACGGGUUUGGAGGAGAAGAUUCUUUGUUUGCCAGCUGUCACGAUGGCAUAGGCUCGCUGCUCUGGGAGCUGCCCCCUUGGCUCGGGGUGCUCCAAGCCUGCCAUGUUGCCCAGCCACGGCAUGCCGAAGCUGCCUCGGUGCUUCGGCUGCAUCUGGCCCGGCAGGCCAGGCUCGGUGGGAACCUGCGGCUGGCGAACCGGUUGCUGUCUGGUUCGGUGGCCGCUCCGGCAGAGCAGCAGCAGGUUUGGCGAGAUGAUGUGAGAGAAGAGCUGGGGAUGUGGAGGGCGAUAGAGGCGUGUGAGGUGGCACAUGCGGAUGGGCGACACCUGGAUGCUGCGAGAGGCAUGUGGUCCGUCUGUGGCCCAGCUAUGGCUGCCAUGCCAUCUGCUGCCGCAGCACACACAGGAGCAGGUGCAUCAGCAUCAGCAUUGGCGUCAGCAUUAGCGUUGGCAUCAGCAUCAAUCCGUCUUUCUCCUCACUGCAAUCCGCUCGCCGCCCACGCGUGUCUCAAGCUCGCCAGCUGGCUGCUUCCCAUUGGCUCCUUCAGCCAUGGGGUUGGGGGCAAUUCAGGAAAGGGACAGCUGGCAGCUUUGGAUUGGCUCUUGGCCAGCACAGCGAAUGGGUCUUCUUUGGUUCUCCCCCCUCCGUUAGUGUCACAUGGGGUGCAGUCACAGCAGCUUGCCACAUCCAUGGCCGCCGGAUCCUCCUUCACAGAUUCAAUCCGAGCCGUCCAUUCCAUCCAACCAAAUUUCACUCCGGAAUCAGAUCCAGCCACCCGAACCGAUCCUGCUGGCCGAUUUUAUCCCGCAUCAGAAUCCAACCCUGGAAAGCCGGAUCUUUUGUCUGUAGCAGGGGCGGCGGUGUGGGCGGCAGUGGGAGCAUGCAGCGAGAUGUCGCAAGCGUGGCUGGCAUACGCCCAGUGGCUGGACUGCAUGGCUGACACACGCAUGCCCCGCCAUGCUGGCACGCUUGCUGCUGACGUGGCGCGAGGCGACAGCACAGGAGGGGAAGGAGAGGGGAGGUGCAAGGAGGAGGAGGAGGAUGAGGAGGAGGUGGAUGUGGUAGCAGCGCUGCCUGCUUCUCUUGAUGACGAUUACAGUGCUGAUGCUGCUGUGCCUGCUCCUGCUGGUGGUACGGCCGGCAUGGGUGCAUUGAGCUCCAGGCAGGGUGCUAUCUCCCCACCAUCAUUUCAUCUACCGGACACGCUGUCGCUCUCCCCUGCACUCUCUCCUCUACGGGCCGGUUUUGGUGCUGCAGCAGCAGCAACUGCUGCUGCUGCUGCUGCAGAAACCGCCGCUGCUGCUAGAGAAGGGGUGCAUGCCGCAAGUAGUGCAUCGGAGGCUGCUCCUGCUGGGUUCACGGAGGGAGAAAGGGACACAGUGCUGUGUGUUGUUACCGACCUUCUGAAACACCUGCAGCUGGCCAAAACUGAUGGUGCUAGUGCUGCUGGCGGUGGCGCUGGUGGUGGUAUUGAUGCUGAUACUGCUGCCAGUAUUGGCGUCUCUGCUGAAUCAGCCACCAACAAGGCGGCAGAAACGGCAGCAGAGGAAGCAGAAGCAGCGCAAGCAUCCGCGCUCCCAGCUGCCCAAUCACUGACUGCCACGUGUCUGGCAAUCAUGGACCAAUUACUGCUGCUCCCAGCCCCUCCUGCCUCUCCCGCCCCUUCCGCCCUGCCCUCCCACACUCUUGCCCAGCCCCUCUCUGUGUCCCCCUCUCGGUUCAAAGCCAUGGGACCAAACGGAUUGCAUGUGGGCAGCAGGGAGGGAGGUCUGGGUGCAGUAGAGGCGCGUGGAUUGGGCGGUGGGUUGGAUGCGAGGUGCAUGGGAGGUGUGUCAGGGGCGAGUGAUCAGGUAGAGGAGUGCGUGUGGCAGGAGCUGAUGCAGCAGGUGAGUGCAGCAGUGGUGCAACAGAUGACAGCCGUGCUGGGCGGAGGAGAGCAGCUGGACUACUGUGGCGAGGAUAACAGCGGGGAUGCUGCUGCUGCUGCUGCUGCUGCUGCUGCUGCUGCUGUUGCUGCUGCUGCUGCUGCUGGCGGUGCUGCUGCUGCGUCAGCUGUGGCAGCGGUGGCAACGCCAGCAGCGGCAGCAGCUGUGGCAGCAGCGGUGCAUCAGCUGCUCGCCACCUGGCGCGCCGCCCGCUUCCGCGCGCUGUCAACGCGACACCUGGCAGCCCGCGCGUACAUGCGGUUCCUGCAGCUCUCUGGGUCUGGGUGGGGUGGGUCGUGCUCGGGGGAGGCAGGAGGGGGGGGUGGGGUGUGCAGGGAAGGAGGAGAGGCUGGUGGGAGGAGUGGGAAAGAUGGCGGAAGGAAGAGCAGGAAGAGGAGUAAAGGGAGUGUGAGUGGUGCAAGGGAGCAUGGCAGGGGAGAAGAUACGAUGAGCAGGAAGGAGGGAUGGCCACAGGGGUUGGAGAGAGGUCAGAAGGGGUGUGAGGCUGUUGGGAUGGGUGGGGCGAAGCAGAGCGGGUGGGAGGGGAGGAUGGAGGAGGAUGGUGGGUCAUGCGGGGGGGCGGUGGCAAGUGGGAGUGCGGUGCUGACAUGUGUCGCGAUGCGAGUGGUUGAUAUUCUCAUGCAGCACGGCUCGCAUAUGCCGCCCGUGGUUGCCGCCCCUGUGGAUGUCGGAUGCCCACACGCCUGGCAGCCCAUUCUCCCGCAGCUCCUGGCUGCAAUAUCGGCGCAGCGCAGCGCGGCAGUCAGGCUGCAGCUGACACGUGUCCUGCUCUCAUUGGCCGGCGCCGCCCCGUCCCUGGUGGUGUACCCGCUGUGUGCAGCUGAGAAGCAUCGCCUGCAGCACCUCAGCCUCGCGCUCGCCUCCCUCCCUGCUGCUGCUGCUCCUCCUCCUACUGCCUCCCUCCCUCCCGCUGCUCCUCCCACUACUGCCCCUCCUACUGCCCGCUCUCCUACUGGCAUUCCUUCUGCCCCUCCUACUGCCCCUCCUACUGCUCCUCCUCCUGCUCUCCUUCCUAACUCUACAACUGCUGGUUCGGCCACUUCUGCCAGUGCUGCCGAUGCAUCAGUUGCUGUUGAUGACGUGGCAGCUGACCUGGCAUGGCACGUGGCGCUAUCGCAAGCCACGCCUGGUUGGCAUCAGCUGCGAGCUGCUCUCUCCUUCCUGUCGACUCAAAAACCGACUCACUACACGCGAUUCCCCACCCCACGCUUCCAGGAGCACCACCAUCCUGCUAUGGUGACAUCAGCGCGUGCGCUGCUGACAUCAGCCGAUCGCCUGGCGGUUUUGCCAGAAGAGAGAUUGCUGACCUCCCUUCAGUCCUGCCUCUCCCUCCUCCACCGCUCCCUCUCCUCCCUCCUCCACCGCUCCCUCUCCUCCCUCCUCCUCUCCACCCGCCACCAACUCUCCGCUUCCUCCGCCGCCGCUGCUGCAGCGGUUGCCGUCCCAGCCGUUGCUGAUGUGCGUGUGGGGCAGAGACAGGGGCUAAGGCAGGCACAUGCUGCUGCUGCUCCUUCUGCUUCUGCUGCUAUUGGCGGUCGUAGUGAUGGUGGUGUUGCUUUGGCAGGAACCCCCCUGCUAGCAGCGGUGAUUCCGGGGGUUGCGAUUACGGCUGUGGGGAGUGGAGGGGAGGGGGAGGGGUCGGAGGGAGAAGCAGGGAGAGAGGUGGAGCGGCAAGAGACAGGGGUGGGCGAGGGGGAGGGGGAAGGGGAGAGGGAGAGGGAGGAGUUAGCUCAAGACGACAAUGAUGAUGAGGAUGAUGGCAGGGGGGUGGUGGAUACAGCACUGCCUGCUGUAGCCGCGCUACAGUCGCCGCCCGCUGAUGUCAGCAGCGGCGCACUACGAGACAAAUGCCGCCCGCUGGAGGCGGCUGUAGCGGCGCUGCAGAGGGAGCAGCGGCGGUACCUCUCGCUGCCAGCUGUCGUACCAGGAUUCGCCGCUUUAAGGGACACUGCUGCCCCUGUCCCUGGUUGCUUAUCCAACUCUGUUACAAGCAGAUUCGUUACAGGGAGUAGUGAUCCCUCUCCGAUUAAUUCAUGUGCUUAUAAUGAAGGGCUAGUGACAGUCGCUGCUGUGAGAGAUAAAGUGGAAGUUCUCAGCACCAAGACCCGCCCGAAGCGCAUCGUGAUCGUCGGAUCCGACGGCCAGGAUCGCAGCUUCCUGAUCAAGGGCCGCGAGGACCUCCGAUUGGACGCACGGAUCUCCCAGCUCUUCCAGGCAGCCAAUGGGCUGAUGCAGAGCCACGGACCAACCAGGAAGCGACAGCUGGCGGUGAGGCAGUAUGAGGUGGUGCCUACGGGGAGUCAGUCAGGCAUGAUCCAGUGGCUUGAAGGGUUGCAUAGUCUGUACUCGCUGUAUAAGGCGUGGCAGUCCCGCCAGGCUGCUGCUGCCACCGCUGCUGCUGCUGCCGCUGCUACUGCUGGUGGGGUUGGUGCGGCUGGUGGUGCUGCAGGUGGUGGUGCAGGAGGGAAAGGAGGAGCAGCAGCACCGGCAGUAGCAACGCAAGCAGCACCAGCAGCAGCGGCGGUGGUGCAGCGGCCCACGGAGAUGUUCUUUGCCAAGGUGGCGGCCGCGCUGCAGGCCAGAGGCAUGAGCCGCUCCACGCCGCGCUCUGAUUGGCCGGCGGACGUGAAGCGCAGCGUGUUUGAUGAGCUGGCAAGGGAGGUGCCACGUCAGCUGCUGGCAAAGGAGAUGUGGAGCUCAACGACUGGCUCUGAGGGGUGGUGGGACAAGCAGCAGCGAGCCUUGGAGGUCGACGGUGUGCUCCAAGGGGCGGUGGGGCAAGCAGCAAUGGUGAGUGAAAUGAUGCAAAGGGAUGGAAUGGCCAUGGGCUACACAGCAUCAACAGCAGUCACCAGCACAGCGGGCUACAUCCUUGGCAUCGGCGACCGCCACCUCGACAACAUCCUCUGGGACCUCUCCUCCUCCUCCUCCUCCUCUUCCUCUCACUCCUCCGCCCUCGCUUCGACCUCUUCUGCCGGCUCAGUGGUGCACAUAGACUUCACGGUGGCGUUUGACAGGGGCCGCCUGCUCAAGGUGCCGGAGCUCGUGCCGUUCCGCCUCACCACCACGCUCCGGGGAGCCAUGGGGCUGCCCGGUGCUCUCUCCCCGUCCGGCCCGUUCGUCUCUGCUGCUGUCGCCGCGUUUGAGGCUAUGCGGGGCGGGCUGAUGGGUGGGGGCGAGUGGGGCGGGAUUGGGGGUGAAUGGGAAGGGGUUGCUGCUGCUGCUGCUGGGGUAAAAGCAAGGCUUGGAAGAAGAGAGCGUGUGGGGAUGGGGGGAGGAACGGGGAGUGCAGCAGCAGCAGGAGGGGCGUUGCUGCCAGCACUUAUGAAUGCGUUCCUCUGGGACCCUCUGGACGAGUGGGGAGGCCCGCUCGCCCCCGCUGCUGCCACUGCCACUCCCAAACCUGCUCCUCCUGCUCCUGCGGCUGCCCGUACUGCUGCUGCACCAGCACCCUCUGCUGCAGCCAUGCCAGCACCCUCUGCUGCAGCCAUGCCAGCACCCUCUGCUGCAGCCAUGCCAGCACCCUCUGCUGCAGCCAUGCCAGCACCCUCUGCUGCAGCCAUGCCAGCACCCUCUGCUGCAGCCAUGCCAGCACCCUCUGCUGCAGCCAUGCCAGCAGCUCCCGCCCCUACCAAAGCCAACCCCGAGGCUGCUCCUCGGCCUGCAUUUCCAGGUGGUAUCUGGGACGGGGCGCUGCUGCCGUGGGAGGCGGAGGUGGUGACAGGCGCUGCUGCACUGGGCGAACCCAGGGGGAGGUGCACCUGGGGAGGGUGGCAGCAGAGCAACGGCAGCAGCAGCGAGAUCAUCAGUGCUGCUGCACGCUCAGACAAGGGAGGGGCAAUGGUAGCUUCAGUGGAGGCGAUGCUUGGUGCUGCCAUGACACUUCAUGCCUUGACCCACUCUACCUGCUCUUCUUCCUCCUCUUCCACCGGUCCCUACCUCCUGACAUUGGCUCUCAGCCUAUCCGAUGCCGCCAAGUCAGCUGCUGUGUCUGUUCAGCUUCUUAUUGACACGUCAGAAUCCAAGAAUCAGGCUCGCUCCGACCUCGUAGCAGCCCAGGAAUCCUCUAAGAAGCUUCUCACGGAAGAGGAAGCUUCCAGGCAAACGCUGCGAGCAGCCAUGGAAGCCCUCUCUCGCCUCGGCGACCAGCAUCGGGGGAAGGCUCGGCGCGCCGAAGCUAAGGCCGCAGCAGCCAUGGAUGCCGUGGGCGAGGCUCGGCGGUGGUUGGACGACAAGCGGGCAGCGCUUGCUGAGCUGGCACCAUCCUUGCCGCCAGCUGUCACUGUCUCUGGUGUUCCCACGCCUAGUCAGAGUGGUGGGAGUGGGAGUGGCAGCGCCCGUGCUGCUGGAUGGUUGAUGGGGGAGGAUGUGAGGCGGUGGGCUGCUGCUGCACUGGGCAACAUGGCAUGGCAGGAUGGCCGUGCGGAUGCCACCCUGCCGUUACUCCUCUCCUCAUCCUCCCCCUCCUCAUCAUCUCCAUCAACAUCAUCGUUCCAGUCACUAUCACUUUCAUCACAGCCGGUAGCGUCAGUGCCUAGCAGCACGCUCUCUCUUCUGGAUAUCGCUACCAAUCCAUUGCCCUCCUCUGCUCCUCUGCAGCCACAGCAGCAGAAGCCGCAGCAGCCAACGUUGCUUCCCCUCGCCGUCAUCCCUGAGGCUCUCCGUGCCAGCUGUCGCCAGCUGGACCUCCACGUGUGCCAGCUGGCGGCCGCGCGCUGCCGUGCCGUGCUGCGAUUGGUCGGCGGGCUGAGGGCGUAUGGGGAGGCUGCGGUGGUGGCAGGCGGGGUGGGGGUGACGGGAGGGAAGAGAGGCAGGGCGCAGGGAACAGUAGUAGCAUCUUCUGAGCAGGUUGCGAGCGAAGGUGAAGUGGAAGAGGUAUGUAGCAGGCAACCACUGCACGCCCCCCUCCCCACUGCAACUGUCUGCAUCAACUCGUAUCUGAGCACGAGCGCUGUAAGCCGGUGGGCGCGUGCACUGGAAGCCACUGUGACAGCUGCAGGGCUGAGACCUCUGCCUGCUGGUGUGGGCGAGAGGGAGAUGCGCGAUGAGGCGCGGGCUGCCAGAGAGGUGCUGGAUGGGAUGGGGCGGGUGGAUGGCGGGGUGGGGGCUCCUGAUGCCUGCGUUGUUGCUCCUUAUGAUGCUGAUGUGGUUUCUACUGAUGUUUCCACUGCUGCUUCUGUUUCUGCUGCUGCUGCUUCUACUGCUGCUGCUGGUGCUGCUGAUGCUGCUGCUGGUGCUGGUAGUGCUGUGGGCAGUGGUGAUAUUACUGCAGAUCCAGCUGCUGCAGCGAGCAGUGCGUCAGGCACACAUCAUGCACACCUCGUUGCUGCAGCAGGCAGUGGUGGCACACAGUCCGCACUAGCUCCAAUGGUAUCAGAGCACCUUCCCCCAGUCGUUCCUCUUUCUUGCUACAGAGAAUCCUUGCAAGCAGCGCUUGCUGCGCUUCGUUCUGCUCGCUCCCUCUCCUCCCUCCACCUCCACCACCUGCUGCCGAGCCUCGUUCCGAGCCUACUUCCGAGCCCAGUUUCGAGCCCCGUUCCGGACAUGUCGAGUGCAGCUUCGUCACUAGAUAAGCAGGCUGUCUCGUCGCCUCUUGUGGCCCAGUUCCUGGAAGCUUCUGACAGGAUUGAGCGUCUGGUGCAGGGAGGGGGGAGGGGUGACAGUACGGAUGGUGAUAGUAGAGUGGGGAAGGAACGCAGCAGUGGUGGUGUGGGUGGUGACGUGGAAGAGGGUGACUCAUGGCUGCUUGGUGCUCUGGAGGAGGAGGAGAGGGCUAUAGAGCAGCUCAUGGGCUCACUCCCUGCUGCUUCUGCUCCUGCUCCAGCUGCUGUUGCUGGUGCUGGUGCUGGUGCUGGUGCUGGUGCUGGUGCUGGUGCUGGUGCUGGUGCUGUUGGUGCUGAUGUUGCUGGUGCGAGUGAUGCGGCCACUACUGCAGAGGUUGCAGGGGAGCAGCAGCCAGGCAACAAGGGAACGGAGCAGGCAGCCUCUGCACCGUCCUCUCCUUCCCUCGCACAGCAGCAGGAGCCCACCGCGCUGAUCCACCUCUACCGGUCGUUUGACUCUCUUGCAGCAGCGCACUCUGCCUUCCUAUCACUCCUCCCAACCUCCACUGUCCCUGCUGCUCUUGAUGCUCCACUCACCACUACUGCUGCAGCAAAACCAGCAGCAACCUCCACUCCUCUCCUCCGUCUGCCUCCGUCAGUUCGUCUGUUUGUGGUGCAGGUGCAACUGGUGGCUGCAGUGCUGCGAGCCUGUCUGGCUGAGAGGAAGGCAGCAAACGCAGGGCGAGCUGAGGAGGGGAAGCAGGAGAGUAUCGAGAAAAGCAUAUCCGGCACAGAGGCAGAAGGAAGGGGUGAGGACUUGGAGGGGCAGGAGGGAAGUCAGAGUAGAGAAGCUGCUCUUUUCAAGAAGAUCCAUGUGGCGAUUCGUGAUUGGCAAGUUCUGCAGCUCUCGUCCCUCAUUGGCCAGUUCUGCCAGGCUGAGGUCAGCAGGCGUUCUGCUGACGCCAGCAAGCAGCACACGGCUGACGAUUCGAGUCUUUGCGUGCCAUCCCCGCGCAUGCACGCUGCACACGUGGCAGCCCUUGCUGCUGCACGUGCUGAGCUGGCAGGCUUUGAUUGGUUGCACGAGCCUCAGCUGCCAGCUGGCUGUGUGACACCUGUCCCUGUUGCUGCCACCCUGGCAGCGAACUCUAGUGGCUUUGGUGAUGCCGCUGGUGAUGAUGCUUCUGGGCUCAGUAGUGGUGGUGGUACUGGCAGCAUUCACCAGAAGCAGCACCAGCAGCAGCUGCAACCAUCGCCACCCCCCUCACGCACUGCCCUGCUAAGCCAAAUCUGCGCCGAUCUGGCUGUGGUGCUAAAGACAACGGAAGCCAUCCAGAUGUGGGAGGCGGCCGGCGCCACUUUCUUCCUCUCCUCUCCCCCUCGCCCAUUCGUCCAAGCAGCCUCGUCAGUCCAUCUGCAGGCGGCACAGCAGGCAGAGAGGGCGGCUCGGGCGGCUCAGGUGGAAACAACCGAAGCGCGGCUGGCAGCUCAGAAGCUGGUCGACAGGCUGUCAGUCACGCUGCAGGCGCAGUCAGCCAAUCAUAGUGCGGCCCUCUCUCAAGCGCACCAAGCAGCAGCAGGCCUCUCGUUGGCUGCUGCCAGCCUCGCCCCCUUCCUCUCCCACUCCAUCCUGCCUCUCGUUCGCCAGGCCUUUGACGCGGCGUCUGCAGUGCAGGGCUCAGUCCUUUCUGCUAUAAUCACACCGGAUAUUGUCUCGGCCGCCAAUAAAGUGCAUUCGGAGUGCCGCAGUUUCAUCGGCCUGCUUGAAGCAGUCCAAGGAACAACAUCUUCCCUUCCCUCCUCUCACCCCCACCACCUCUCCUCUCUCCUCAACCUCUCCUCCGUCCUGCACCAGCAAUGCUCCUCCCUCCUCCCAUCCAUCUGCCAUCUCGCACACACCACCCUCUCCGCCCUCCACACUCUCCGACUCUCCAAGCGCUGCCACCUGGCAUCCCAGUCAGCGGUGCCAGCGGUGAGAGACGCUGAGGUGGCAUCAGAAUCGCCGCCAGCGGGGCGGGUCUCAGCGGAAGCGCUGGAUGGCGCUGUGCUGGCAGUGUGCAGGCGUGAGGCAAAGGCAAGGCAGCAUGCGGAGCAGGUCAUAUUGCACCUGCAGCAGAAGCUCAACAAGCAAGACCCUCUUCUGUUCCCUGCUGCCACUGCAAG